Molecule: messenger RNA, 1998 nt
Organism: Fusarium musae
Lineage: Eukaryota; Fungi; Ascomycota; Sordariomycetes; Hypocreales; Nectriaceae
Exons: 6
Coding region: 1-1998 (665 amino acids)
Molecular function (GO): ATP binding; ATP hydrolysis activity
Source: RefSeq, a predicted model, not a curated record
AUGUCUCCUGACACCAAGCUCUACAAGCAUCGCUGCGUCUAUGCCUCGUGUCCCGAGAGGUGGUCAAGGUUCCCGACCAACGAGGAAGAGCACGAUCACAUAGAGCAGAGCGCCUUGGAAGAUCCGAUUGUUCAUCGACACAUCUUUGACGACCAUAAAUGGCAGACCGAAUCGUUUACCAUCCAGAGCUCCCCCAUGCGGGCAGCUAUCUCGACCGUCCUCGACAAAUAUCAGGAUCUUGACCUCGACGUUGAGAAAUGGACUUUCAAGCCCCCAUUCAUGCCUCUCGUCCACCGCUGGGAUCGUCUGCUCUCUUUGUGCGAGGCCACGGAUGAGGAGCACGAAACAGAGGCUGUAGCCCAACUCCUGGAAUUUCUCACCCCGAUCUUAGCCCCCAAAGUCGAUGCGCUCGUGAAGACUCGCAAGACUGGAAAUGUCAUGUUCGACGACCUGUGGCAGAUCUUUCCUCCACAUGAGUUUGUCAUCACCAAGUUCUACGGUGUCGAAGCUGUAUGCCGUGUCACCAAAUACAAACUCGUGAAGCAACCUCCUCCAAUGCCAUCAUACUGGGAGAUUCAUAUGGAGUAUCUUGACUGGAAUGGCAAUCGUUGCGGCUACGCCAACACCGUGAUUAUCAUCCCGGAAUUCGCUGCCUAUCGACGCGUUACUUCACUACCUGCGUACCCCUUGUCCUUUCAUAACUCGCCCUCCAGGAUUCACGAGCAGAUGAUCGAACGAGGCCGAAAGUUUGAAGCGUUACGUGGUUACCACUUCCAAACCUGUUCUGGAUCAAAGAUCCUAUUGCCUCCUGGAAAGUCAGAGGAGCGACCGGUGUCUGGUCGAGUCAUUGUUGACGCUCACGCUUACUACAUGACCAAUGAUAUCGUGAAGCCCGAUCUCGCACCCCUCGUUGACGAAGACCAGGUCGGCCAGAAGAAGAGGUCGGACGAAACUAAAAAGUCGAACAAAAAGAAACCCAAAGCUCACGAAUGUGAUUGGGGAUGUGAAGGAGAAUGUGACAGUGACGAGGAUGAUGAUAGCGAUGACUCGGAUACCCCCCAGGAAGAUACGCCUGUGGAGGGUAAUGCAGAAAUGACAGUGAAAGCGCCAAAUGAUACGACAAGACGCUCUGAGAAUCUCGAGCCCCUCACCGAUGACAUGUGUCUUGUUGCGACACCGUGGCUAAAAGGCUUUGACCUGAAGACCAAGGAUUGGGCCCAGUUCUAUGUCGAUGACCUAACCACGGUGGUAUGGAAUGAUGCCGCAUUCAACCACCUCGUGCUUCCAGGCACAGAGAAGCAGCUUGCUUGGGAGUUUGUGGAGAACAAGACCCUCGCGAAUAGCUUCGACGACUUUAUCCAAGACAAAGGGCGUGGUAUCAUCAUUCUGAUGUUUGGCCCACCUGGUGUAGGAAAGACCUAUACUGCAGAAGCAGUUGCUGAGAAGGCACGUGUGCCACUGUACUCCAUGAGCGCUGGUGAUCUGGGCACGGUACCAAAGGAGGUCGAGCUUGCGCUGGACCGAGCACUCACUCUCUGUGGUCUCUGGAACGCCAUGCUCCUCCUCGAUGAGGCCGAUGUAUUCCUCGGUGCUCGCACCGAUAGCGAUCUAGCCAGGAAUGAGCUUGUAGCUGUGUUCCUCACCAAGCUCGAGUACUACACAGGAGUCUGUUUCCUCACGACCAAUAGAACAGCCAGUAUCGACACCGCCUUCCAGUCCCGCGUGGAUCUCUUCCUUCCAUACAAGGACUUGACUUUCGAAGCUCGCAAGAAGGUCUGGCAGAACUUCAUUAAUCGCGCUGGGGGUACUCAGGUUGAGAUCCCAGAUGAGGAUAUGAACAAGCUGGCUGAGAUGAAGCUGAAUGGCCGUGAGAUCAAGAACUUGAUCAAGAGCGCGCAUCUUCUUGAGCUCAAGAAUCGUGGUGCCAUUCAGGUAGACCGGCUCAUGAUGCUGGCUCGGAAUCGGGUCGCUGCUCUUGGUGAGUUGAAGAAAAACUGA